UUAGCUGGGGCCGGUGGCCAGGCCCCUGGAAUGCAGGCUGGCCGCGGACCUGGGUGCAGGCAGGCGGACGCACCAUGCCGCUGCAGGACGACACCCUCCGGGAGGUGUGGGCCUCAGACAGUGGGCCUGCGGAGGAAGAGGGGAGCCCCGAGGUCCAGCGGCGCCCCAGGCAGCGGCCUGCCCGGGGACCGAAGUUGAGGAAGAGGGCCGACGCCCCGGAGCCCCCCUGCCCUGCGGGACCCAAGCCCAGGAGACCUGGAGGCAGGCGGGGGGCUGAGCCGGGGGGCGCCCCCCAGGCGGGGCGGAGGGGGAGGCCGCGCCAGGAGCCCGCGGAGGCCGGGGCGCCGCAGACCGUCUGCACCAAGUUCCUCAGGGACCCCGCGGCCAAGAAGCGCGACCCCCGAGAAACCUUCCUGGUGGCCGGAGCCCCGGGAGCAGAGGACGAGGAUGACGAGGAGGAAGAGGAGGGCCAGGAAGAGGAAGAGGAAGAGGAGGAGGAAAAGAAAGAGAAAAUCCCUCUGCCUCCCAAGAAGCCCCCUGCAGAGAAGGCUUCUGCAGACAGGAAGGAGAGGAGGGCCCGGGCCCGGGGUCUGAAGGGAGACCUGGGAAGCCCUGUCCCCCCACCAAAACCUCUGCCCAUGAAGAAGAAGGUGCCAGCAGGGGAAGGGGCCAAGAUGAGAAAGACCAAGAAGAAAGGGUCUGGGGAAGCUGACAAGGACCCCCCAGUGAGCUCGGCCAGAGCGCAGAAGACCCCAGCAGCCUUGUUUCUCGUUGGGGACGAUGGCCCAGCGGAGAGGGCUCUGAAGGAGAAAGGUGCUUCCACAGGCUCAGAAGAGGAGAGGAAGGAGGAAGAGGUGGCCGCUGUGAUGACCAAGAACAGCAAUCACAAGAGCAAAUCGAAAGGGAAAAGCAAAAAGAAAGUGAAGGAGGAGAGGGCCCCGUCCCCGCCUGUGGAAGUGGGUGAACCCCGGGAGUUCGUGCUUCAGCCCGCCCCCCAGGGCCGGACAGUGCGCUGCCGGCUGACCCGGGACAAGAAGGGUAUGGACAGGGGCCUGUAUCCCUCCUACUUUCUGCACCUGGACACGGACAAAAAGGUGUUCCUCUUGGCUGGCAGGAAACGGAAACGGAGCAAGACAGCCAAUUACCUCAUCUCCAGCGACCCUACCAACCUGUCCCGGGGAGGGGAGAAUUUUGUCGGGAAGCUGAGGUCCAACCUCCUGGGGAAUCGCUUUACUGUCUUUGACAAUGGGCAAAACCCGCACCGUGGAGGCGGCGGCGGCGCUGACGUGGGGAGCCUUCGGCAGGAGCUGGCAGCCGUGAUCUAUGAAACCAACGUGCUGGGCUUCCGAGGGCCCAGGCGAAUGACCGUCAUCAUUCCCGGCAUGAAUGCGGACAACGAGAGGGUCCCCAUCCGGCCCCGAAAUGCCAGCGAUGGGUUGCUGGUGCGCUGGCAGAACAAAACGCUGGAGAGCCUCAUCGAGCUGCACAACAAACCACCUGUCUGGAAUGAAGACAGUGGCUCCUACACCCUCAACUUCCAAGGUAGAGUCACACAGGCCUCAGUCAAGAACUUCCAGAUCGUCCAUGCUGAUGACCCUGACUAUAUCGUGCUGCAGUUCGGCCGCGUGGCGGAGGACGCCUUCACGCUAGACUACCGGUACCCGCUGUGCGCCCUGCAGGCCUUCGCCAUCGCCCUCUCCAGCUUCGACGGGAAGCUAGCCUGCGAGUGACUGCAGCAGCCCCCGGCGUCCCCCGAGCCCUCCAGGGUCGGGGAAAGUAUUCAGUGGAGGUUUGCAGUGUCCCUUCACCAAAGUCCCCGCUGAAGACUCCUUCUUCGGAGGCUGACCCCUCAAUGUCUCCAGGUGACCUCUAUCCACUUCCCAGUCUAGCACAGACCGACUGAGGGGCGGAGCUCAGACAGCAGAUCCGACACAGAUGAAGAACAUCUGGAGCUGUGCCGCACAUCUGGUCACAGAGCUAGCCUGUGCUGCU
Messenger RNA from Phyllostomus discolor (pale spear-nosed bat), 1992 nucleotides. It is a transcript of the gene TULP1, whose product is annotated as TUB like protein 1. Bases 75 to 1730 code for a protein of 551 amino acids. Gene Ontology annotation, biological process: protein localization to cilium. Lineage: Eukaryota; Metazoa; Chordata; Mammalia; Chiroptera; Phyllostomidae. Gene Ontology annotation, molecular function: actin filament binding. Gene Ontology annotation, cellular component: cilium. The transcript is spliced from 15 exons. The record is from RefSeq and is a predicted model, not a curated record.